Odocoileus virginianus texanus is the source of this 1949-nucleotide messenger RNA. NCBI's taxonomy places the organism in Eukaryota, Metazoa, Chordata, Mammalia, Artiodactyla, Cervidae. The record is from RefSeq and is a predicted model, not a curated record.
ACGGGAGGCUCCGCCCGGCCGAGGGCUUCUUUGCCCCGCCCCCUUGCCGCGCCGUCGUGGCGGCCACUUCCUGGCCCUCCCCACCUUCUGCGAAACCAACGAGAGGACACCGCCUGCAUCUAGAGCAGCCCGACCAGGAACGUAACCGAGUGGCGCGCGAACGUGAGAGGAAACCUGUGCGCGGCUGCGCUUUCCCGCCCCUGAGCCGUUCUAGACGCGGGAAAAAUGCUUUCUGAAAGCAGUUCAUUUUUAAAGGGUGUAAUGCUUGGAAGCAUUUUCUGUGCCUUGAUCACUAUGUUAGGACACAUUAGGAUUGGUCAUGGAAAUAGAAUGCACCACCAUGAGCAUCAUCAUCUCCAAGCGCCUAAUAAAGAAGACAUCUUGAAAAUUUCAGAGGAUGAACGCAUGGAACUCAGUAAGAGCUUUCGGGUAUACUGUAUCCUCCUUGUCAAACCCAAAGAUGUGAGCCUCUGGGCUGCAGUGAAAGAAACAUGGACCAAUCACUGUGACAAAGUAGACUUCUUCAGUUCUGAAAAUGUUAAAGUGUUUGAGUCAAUUAACAUGGAAACAAAUGACAUGUGGUUAAUGAUGAGAAAAGCUUACAAAUACGCCUUUGAUAAAUAUAGAGACCAAUACAACUGGUUCUUCCUUGCACGCCCCACUACGUUUGCUAUUAUUGAAAACUUAAAGUACUUUUUGUUAAAAAAGGAUCCAUCACAACCUUUCUAUCUAGGUCACACUGUAAAAUCUGGAGAUCUGGAGUAUGUGAGCAUGGAAGGAGGAAUUGUCUUAAGUAUAGAAUCAAUGAAGAGACUUAACAGCCUUCUCAGUAUUCCUGAAAAGUGUCCUGAACAGGGAGGGAUGAUUUGGAAGAUAUCUGAAGAUAAGCAGCUUGCGGUCUGCCUGAAAUAUGCCGGAGUGUUUGCAGAAAAUGCAGAAGAUUCUGAAGGAAAAGAUAUAUUUAACACCAAAUCUGUUGGGCUUUUUAUUAAAGAGGCAAUGACUAAUCACCCAAACCAGGUAGUAGAAGGAUGUUGUUCAGAUAUGGCUGUUACUUUUAAUGGACUGACACCUAAUCAGAUGCAUGUAAUGAUGUAUGGGGUAUACCGUCUUAGGGCAUUUGGGCAUGUUUUCAAUGAUGCAUUGGUUUUCCUACCUCCAAAUGGUUCUGACAAUGACUGAGAAGUGAAAUGAGAGUAUGUAUGUGAUUGCCGUACAGGACGUGUGUUGUUAUUUGUAGUAACAACUGCAUAUAUAUCCAACACAGCAGUAUGUUUCUUUUUUGUUUUCUUUUUCAAUUUGGUGGCACUGAUUUAUUCCCACAUUGAAGUUUAGUAGUACAUUUUAAAAUAGGGUGGAAUUGUUUUCUUAAAAAAUGUGAUAAUUUCAACUGUGUUGUAAAGAAAUGUCUUAAGAAUAAUAAUUUUACAAAUAAAGGAUAUAUUUAUAAGUAAUAUAUGUGAUAAAUCCUAAAUUAUGAACAUUAAAAUCUGUGUGGCACAUAUUUUUGCUGAUUGGUUACAAAUUUAACAUGUCUUUUUAGCUUGCUAAGAUAUGCAAAUGAAAUCUCUAGUUUCGAAUCUGUGAUUAAAGUAAAACUUUUAGCUAUGUGUUUCUGUUACUUCUAAUGUUGGUUUAUGUUCUAAGCCCUCAUAAGUGCCAAUGGAUUGGCUUUCUCAAAAUACACAACCAAGCAACCAAGGGACUGUUCCCAACCCCUGUUACAGUGAAAGUUGAAAUCUGUCCCUGAAAGUGAAGAUUACUUACAAAGGUUAAUAAUUUUCCUGGGAGCUAGUUUAGUGGCAUUCCUCGGCAUAUACAAUUUCUCUAUGCAUAUACUGAAAUUGGAGUGGUGACCAUAAGGAAUGUAAUGUCAUUUAACUGCACUGCUUUCCAGUUAAUCAAGCUCUUAGCUAUGGCUUGAAUAAAAAUAUACCAGUUGAGAUUGA